This is a messenger RNA of Lampris incognitus (smalleye Pacific opah), 2367 nucleotides long. RefSeq names its product small glutamine rich tetratricopeptide repeat co-chaperone beta (gene sgtb). Gene Ontology annotation, biological process: post-translational protein targeting to endoplasmic reticulum membrane. The transcript is spliced from 11 exons. Bases 1 to 921 code for a protein of 306 amino acids. Gene Ontology annotation, cellular component: membrane; TRC complex. Gene Ontology annotation, molecular function: protein binding; molecular adaptor activity. The record is from RefSeq and is a predicted model, not a curated record. NCBI's taxonomy places the organism in Eukaryota, Metazoa, Chordata, Actinopteri, Lampriformes, Lampridae.
AUGGCAGUGGAGAAGCGCCUGGCGUUCUCUAUUGUGCAGUUCCUGCGAGAGCAAACACAUUGUGGUGUUUUGAAUUCUGAUGAGCAAGAGAGCCUCGAAGUUGCAAUACAGUGUCUGGAAACCACCUUUAAGAUCACCUCCAGCGACUCCCAGCUGGCGGCGCCGCAGCCGCUGACAGAAAUAUUCCUCAAUUCCCUCCUAAAGAAUGACAACCUAACAGCGCCAGAAACCUCCCCACCUCCAGAAGACGUCGAACGAGCAGAGCAACUCAAAAAUGAAGGAAACAACCACAUGAAGGAAGAGAACUACAGCUGUGCAGUGGAGUGCUACACUAAAGCCAUUGACCUGGACCUAAGAAAUGCUGUUUACUACUGCAACAGGGCUGCAGCUCACAGUAAACUGGGAAACUAUACAGAGGCAACUGGUGACUGUGAGAGAGCCAUAGGUAUCGAUCCUAGCUAUAGCAAAGCUUAUGGAAGGAUGGGAUUGGCUUUGACUGCCAUGAGCAAGUAUCCCGAGGCAAUUUCCUACUUCAAAAAGGCGUUGGUAUUAGACCCCGAGAACGAUACCUACAAAUCAAACCUGAAGGUCGCAGAGCAGAAGCAGCGAGAAGUGACCAGCCCAAUCGCUGCAGGACUGGGAUUUGACAUGGCUAGCUUAAUCAACAACCCUGCCUUCAUCAGCAUGGCCGCAAGUGUGAUGCAGAACCAACAAGUGCAGCAGCUUAUGUCGGGGAUGAUGUCAAAUGCGGUGGGGGGCCCAGCAGCAGGAGUGGGAGGAAUGUCAGACAUCUCCAGCUUGAUUGAAGCAGGACAACAGUUUGCCCAGCAGAUCCAGCAGCAGAACCCAGAGCUGAUAGAGCAGUUAAGGAACCACAUCAGAAGCCGCUCCUUCAGUGGAAGUGCCGAGGAGCACUCAUGAUCUACACAGGAGCAGGUUUUACUGGAGGAGGGCAACCAUAUGUCGUGAUUACAAUCUCUACACCCAUUUCUUAAACUCAAACCACCGGCAUAGCUGGAAUGAAGAGACAAAGAUGGGGUCGAAGGCACUUUACUAUAACUAGGGCUCUGGAGUCAAGAGGCAACGGAAUAGCGGCUAAACCAGGGGAAUAGGAUCCGACACACAUCUAGGCAUCAGGGCAAAUCAGCAACACACGUGUAUCCAAAAUUAAUUCAAGAGACGUCAUCGACCCACGCAUCCAAACGUAGUGACAAAUGCGAGUCAAAUUAUUUCUUCAGAGCUUUUUUUUUUCCAUUUCAAAAGGAUCGUGUUUUAUAUUCGUGCUGAAAAUGCUGCCCUCGUGACGUAGCGGCGCCCCUUCUGUCUCGCGAUGGCCGCCAGGGGGGCAGGUGAAGGACGCGUUUGUAAAAGCGUCGGCAGGAAACGUUUCUGCUUCUCCUCAUACAAAACCAACAGGACAUCAGGUUUACCUUGUUUUAUAUUGCAUCGUGUACGAUCCUCUUUGUUUUUGUUUUUGUAUGAAAAUGUUGUGUGGUGUGCUGACACCCGAUCCUUGAAUGUGCGGGACCGAAACAAUUUAACCACUAGAUAGUGAGCUAUUUCCCAAUACGGAAGUGUCAUUGUGUGAUACCGCUGAUGUUUGCAGCCCAAAUCGUCAUCUUAUUAUUGCACUUUAGCAAACGUGUGUGCGCCAUUACACCUUUAUGCCUAUUUAAUUGUUCAUUAGCUAGUAUGGAAAUGUUAUAACUGUUCUUUUUGCAUGCUCAUAAAUCCGAGUUUUUAUGUUUAGAUGCUUUAUGGAAGCAAAUGAAUAUGCUGAAAUCAAACAUGCUACACCAUGAUAAUAAAUGUCUUGAAAUGGAAGAAUUUUCUUGGCCUACUCUCACCACAAAUAUUCCUCUCUCUCCGUUACGGUGUCUGGAUUAGCCAUCUCUCACGGUUAAGUUACAAAAGAGUUUUAUAAAUAGUGUAUAACAGAAAAGGACGAGGUCCGGUUAUUAGAUCUCACAUUACAACACACUGAAAUCUGGCUUUCAAGUCUUUACCUGUAUGGAUCUGAAUGACUGAUCAGUGAAUGGUCCUUUAGGAACAAAGAGACUCUCCUCCUCUCUUCCUAUCAACUGACAAUAACCAGAAAUAAGAGAAUGAGGCGUUCGGGUACUGCAGCGGUCUAUUCCGUUGCCCACCAACACGGGGAUCGCCGGUUCGAAUCCCCGUGUUACGUCCGGCUUGGUCGGGCGUCCCUACAGACACAGUUCGCCGUGUCUGCGGGUGGGAAGCCGGAUGUGGGUAUGUCUCCUGGUCACUGCCUUAGCGCCUCCUCUGGUCAGUUGGGGCGCCUGUUCGGGGUGGGGGAGGAGGAACUGGGGGGAAUAGCGUGAUCCUCCACACGCUACGUCCCCCUGG